Messenger RNA from Staurois parvus, 579 nucleotides. The record is from the annotation of a GenBank genome assembly. NCBI's taxonomy places the organism in Eukaryota, Metazoa, Chordata, Amphibia, Anura, Ranidae.
AUGGCAGCUUUACAGCAACAGAUGGGUGGGGAGGGACUACCGCUAACCCCAGAAGAUGCUGUGGAGGUGCUGAUGGGUGGAGCUGCACCUAGUCUACAAGGGAUGGAGGGAGGAUACAGGACUGGGGGGCAGCAUCCUCACAAUACUCAUCCUGCUGGAUACUUGCUAAGUCCAGAAGAUAUGAAUGCACAACAGCAUCAGCUGUCUCCUCUAUCUGAACGUUUCUCUGAUGAACAAUUGGUUGGAAUGUCAGUGCGAGAGUUAAAUCGCCAGCUCCGUGGUUUCAGUAAAGAAGAGGCUUUGCGACUAAAACAACGCAGACGCACUUUGAAAAACAGAGGGUAUGCCCAGUCCUGUCGGUAUAAGCGGGUACAGCAACGCCAUGUCCUGGAGACCGAGAAGUGUCAGCUGUCACGCCAGCUACAGCAACUUCAACAGGAAGUGGUUCGGGUGACCCGAGAGAGAGACGGCUGGAGAGCACGAUAUGAGAAACUGCUGAAUGCUACAGGAGGGGGCACUGGGGCGGAUGUGCUGGGUACAGGGGGAGACACGGGGUCUGGAGCUGAGCUCUUCCUGUGA